Aspergillus oryzae RIB40 is the source of this 594-nucleotide messenger RNA. RefSeq lists its product as uncharacterized. The record is from RefSeq and is a predicted model, not a curated record. NCBI's taxonomy places the organism in Eukaryota, Fungi, Ascomycota, Eurotiomycetes, Eurotiales, Aspergillaceae. The transcript is spliced from 4 exons. Bases 1 to 594 code for a protein of 197 amino acids.
AUGGAUCCCAUCUACCAGACAUUUUCCAAGCCUCAGGACCGCAAUCGAAUGGAGAUACCGUACAACUUUGCUCGAAUGCACCUAAAUGGAUCCAUCCUCCAAGGCCUCAAACCAGAUAGUGCCAGAAAUGACCCGCUUCGAGUUCAAUUCAUACGAGCAGCUGUUGAUGCUGGGAAGGCGUUGCUUAAAUGCGCUCUUCGCUCCAUUGAUUACCAAACUAACCUGAACUAUUCCAUUGACUAUUCUGGCUCUGCGCUGGGUUUGGCAAUCAACUUCCUCUCUCGUGCUACGUGCGUUGCUUAUGAUUGUAUCGAUUUGGAAGGGGUUAUGCGUAUACUUGCACAAGCACGGGAUAUGUUUGAAGGUGCCAAGCUGGCUGGGAAGGCAGACGAAGUUAACCAUAUCCUCGAUCAAGUCGCUGAAAUAAAGCGUCAUAUGACUGCAAUGAAAUCGAGCAACAAUUCGAAUGAGGUGGGCCUUGACGAUAAUGCUGACGAUGGGUCUGAUUUCUUCCUGAAUGCUAGGCUACCUUUGUCUGAAUUUUCUCUUGAUGAGCCAUCCAUUGAGGACAUUCUUAUGUAUUCUGGAGAGUAA